This is a messenger RNA of Lynx canadensis (Canada lynx), 1831 nucleotides long. It is a transcript of the gene RIOX2, whose product is annotated as ribosomal oxygenase 2. NCBI's taxonomy places the organism in Eukaryota, Metazoa, Chordata, Mammalia, Carnivora, Felidae. Gene Ontology annotation, cellular component: nucleolus. The record is from RefSeq and is a predicted model, not a curated record. Gene Ontology annotation, molecular function: histone H3K36 demethylase activity; histone H3K4 demethylase activity.
GCUGGUGCGGGUAGGGCCUGGAGGGUGCCUGAGAGCCCAGUCCCGGGACCCUCAGAGCGGCGGGGCGGCCCUGGUGCAACCUCGUCACUGCUUUGUCUUGAAGACAGAACGAUGCCGAAGAAAGCAAAGCCCACGGGGAAUGGGAAGGAAGAGGGGUCUGUUCCCUGCAAGCAGGUGAAGAUAGAGGCAGCUGGUGGACCCUCCUCUAUUAAAUUUGAAAGCCCCAGUGAUCUGUUUGAAAGCUUAAUCUCGCCCAUCAAGACAGAGACUUUUUUCAGGGAAUUCUGGGAGAAGAAGCCCCUUCUCAUUCAGAGAGAUGACCCUGCAGUGGCUACAUAUUACCGGUCCCUGUUCAGGCUGUCAGAUCUGAAGAGUCUAUGCAGCCGGGGUAUGUACUAUGGAAGAGACAUAAAUGUCUGCCGGUGUGUCAAUGGGAAGAAGAAGGUUUUAAAUAAAGAUGGCAAAGUGCACUUUCUUCAACUGAGAAAAGAUUUUGAUCAGAAAAGCACAAUUCAGUUUCACCAACCUCAGAGAUUUAAGGAUGAGCUUUGGAGGAUCCAGGAGAAGCUAGAAUGCUACUUUGGCUCCUUGGUUGGCUCGAAUGUAUACAUAACCCCUGCAGGAUCCCAGGGCCUCCCACCCCAUUAUGAUGAUGUCGAGGUUUUCAUCCUGCAGCUGGAGGGGGAGAAACACUGGUGCCUUUACCACCCCACUGUGCCCCUGGCACGAGAGUACAGCGUGGAGGCCGAGGACAGGAUUGGGAGGCCGACACAUGAGUUCACGUUGAAGCCGGGUGAUUUCCUGUACUUCCCCAGAGGGACCAUUCAUCAAGCGGACACUCCUCCAGGUCUGGCCCACUCUACUCACGUGACCAUCAGCACCUACCAGAACAAUUCAUGGGGAGAUUUCCUUUUGGACACCAUGUCAGGGCUUGUGUUUGACACCGCAAAGGAAGAUCUGGAGUUCCGGGCUGGCAUACCCCGGCAGCUGCUCCUGGUGGAAGCCACAGCUGUUGCAACAAGAUUAAGUGGCUUUCUGAGGACCCUUGCAGACCGCCUGGAGGGCACCAAAGAGCUGCUUUCAGCAGACAUGAAGAAGGAUUUUGUUAUGAACAGACUUCCCCCUUACCAUAUGGGAGACGGAUCAGAGUUUUCAACGCCAGGUGGACAGUUACCAAGGUUGGACAGCACAGUGAGACUGCAGUUUAAAGACCACACCAUCCUCACAGUAGGGCUGCAUCAGGAUCAGUCUGAUGAAACUCAGGAAAAGAUGAUUUACAUCUAUCAUUCCUUAAAGAACAGGAGAGAGACACACAUGAUGGGAAAUGAGGAAACAGAGUCUCAUGGACUUCGCUUUCCUUUAUCACAUAUGGAUGCACUGAAGCAAAUUUGGGGCCAUCCAGCUGUUUCUGUCAAGAACCUGAAACUUCCUACAGAUGAGGAAAAGGAAAAUCUGGUGUUAUCCCUCUGGACAGAAUGCUUAAUCCAGGUAGUCUAGUGCCUUUCCAGAAUUGAGAAUGGACCAUCUGUUACAUACGUAUGAGAAGAGGAGGAGCAAACAUUUAUGUGCUAGGCAGCUUCUGUUGCUUUCAGUCAGCAGCCUGGGACUGGUUCUACAGCAGCUUUCCUUACAACUGUCCUUACCUAACAACAUGAGACCUCCCUGUUUCAGGAAGUUGGUUGGCCAUGUGUAUUACAGAGGCACAUGGAGGAAAGAAUGGCAGAUGAAGUAUAUGUCUCAGAAAGUAACAAAACCGUACUUUUGAUAAACUUCUUUAAUCCAGUGUGGUAGAAAAGGUAUAACUCCAAUAAAUGUAUCACUGAAAUUUGAA